This is a messenger RNA of Eruca vesicaria subsp. sativa (arugula), 1194 nucleotides long. The record is from the annotation of a GenBank genome assembly. NCBI's taxonomy places the organism in Eukaryota, Viridiplantae, Streptophyta, Magnoliopsida, Brassicales, Brassicaceae.
AUGCCCAACGCGGCUGAACUGGUGGGAGGUGGUGUUGUGGGAGCUGUUGCCUCUGAGAUCCUGAAACUAGUGAUUACAGAGGCGAAGCUGGUGUUAGCUUUCAAAUUUGUGUCUAAAGAGCUAGCAUCAACUAUGGAGGACUUGCUUCCGAUACUCACAGAGAUAGAAGCGACGCAAGGUGCUGAGGAUGUAGAGGAACUAAAGACUCUCAAAGAUACGAUCGUUAAGGCUCAAGUGUUGGUUGACGAGUGUAAAGGCGUCAAGAAGUGGAAGUCAUUCUUAAAAUCUUAUUAUACAAGAAGAGUUUAUAAAAUCAACAUGAAGAUGGUCAAGUUCUGUCAGGUUCAACUACCACUAAUUCUGCUUAAGAACCAAGGGCGCUACUCCGCGCUUACGCUUGAGGCCUUUACUAAUGGCGUCAAAACCAUCUGUAAGAGGAUCGAUCUGAUGGAUGUUCGUGCGCACGUUUAUAGGAAGUUUUCUUCAGUUCCCAAGCUUGAUGAUAAGGUUCAUAUUGGACUGGAUUGGCCACUGAUAAAGCUUACAAAGAAAGUCCUUGAUGAUUCCCUGGACCGUCUUCUGGUGUCUGCUUUUCCUGGAUGCGGAAAGACCACCCUCGUUACUCAUCUUUGCCACAACCAAGACAUCAAAGAUAAGUUCAAACAUAUCUUGUAUAGCGUUGUGUCAAGUACUCCUAACUUUAGGAAGAUAGUACAAAAUUUACUUCGUCACAAUGGUUACGAAGAAGUUACAUUUGAGAACGAUCCUCAAGCAGCUAAUGCCUUGAUACAUCUGAUUGAGGAACUCAGAGAAGACGGUACUAUAUUGUUGGUGUUGGAUGAUGUGUGGCAUGGAGCUGAUGCUUUUCUUAAACAUUUUUUUCGGAUCAAGUUACCAGGUUAUAAGAUUUUGGUGACUUCUCGGUCUGACUUACCUAGUUUUGAUUACACUUAUCCUUUACAACCUUUGGAUGAAAAAGAUGCUAAAGCCCUUCUCGUUCACGUUGCACCGCCGCCUUGUAACGCGUCUCAAGCUGUCUAUGAAGAACUUCUCCAAAAGAUAUUGAAACGUUGCAGUGGACUCCCACUCGUAAUUGAAGUAGUUGGCGCUCCACUUAAAGGAAAACCCUUACAUUUGUGGAAAGCUGGUCUGAAGGGAAAACAAUUCUUCGUAAUCCUCAUCCUAGUCUGCUAG